Hevea brasiliensis (rubber tree) is the source of this 807-nucleotide messenger RNA. Its product is annotated as ethylene-responsive transcription factor ERF022-like. The coding region runs from base 47 to 622 and encodes 191 amino acids. Gene Ontology annotation, biological process: regulation of DNA-templated transcription. Lineage: Eukaryota; Viridiplantae; Streptophyta; Magnoliopsida; Malpighiales; Euphorbiaceae. Gene Ontology annotation, molecular function: DNA binding; DNA-binding transcription factor activity. The record is from RefSeq and is a predicted model, not a curated record. The transcript has a single exon.
UCUUUCCCCAGCUAACCAUUUCUGCUCUCUCUGCUUUGCUACUUCAAUGGAACAAAGAUCCACCGAUGCCCAUCUCGCCACCGCAAAUGCUCCUCCACGGUAUCGCGGCAUUCGGCAGCGAAAAUGGGGGAAAUGGGUGUCUGAAAUCCGGGAGCCUGGGAAGAAAACUCGCAUUUGGCUUGGGAGUUAUGAAGCCCCGGAGAUGGCUGCUGCUGCUUAUGACGUUGCUGCAUUGCACUUCCGGGGACCUGGAGCUCAGCUCAAUUUUCCGGAACAUGCUGAUAGCCUUCCUCGGCCUAAGAGUUCUAGUGCAGAGGAUGUACAAAUGGCGGCACAAGAGGCUUCUUUGCGUUUUAGGAAUAGAAAGCCGAUGAUGAAAUGUUCGGAUGUGGUAGGUGGCUCUGGUGCUGGCGGCGGCGACGGCGGCAGUUUAGGUCCUGUAAGGAUUGGGCUUUCGCCCAGCCAGAUUCAAGCCAUUAAUGAGACACCGUUGGAUUCACCAAAGAUGUGGAUGGAGUUGGCUGGAGCUCUGCCGCUUGAAGAGCCCAUGGCUUUUGGGGAUGAUGAGAUUGAAUUUAGUGAGUUCGAGGAAAUUCAAGAUGCCUCCAUUUGGAAUUACUAAAUUUAAAGUACGUAAAUUCAGGGAAAAAAAAUGGCAUCAUCCAUCUAUUUUACAUGUGAAUGAAUUUCACCGUAUAGAUUUUACAUGUAAAUCUCAUCAUAUAAUAUAUGAGAUUUAGAUAAAAAUUUCCUGUAAAUUUAAUUUUUUUUUAACAAUUUCUUAUAAAAUAUUUUAUCUUUUACGAA